GCCAAAAAGUCCCGGCUAAAGUAGUUCUGAGGCUGCAGGAUUCCAAGCCAAACCUUUGCUGCCAUGUGGCCGUUGUCGCCUGAGUCCAAGCCGGAUGAGUUGCCUCUGGACAUCAAUAUCCGUGAUCCUCGAUGGGACCAGUCCACUUUUGUAGGCAGAGCUAAGCACUUCUUCACUGUUACCAACCCCUUGAAUCUUCUACUAUCUGAUGCUCGACUGAAAACUGUCCAGACCAUUGUGGAGAACUACAGGGCAGGGAUCGUGACCCCAGGGCUGACUGAAGAUGAACUAUGGAAGGCCAAGUAUGAUUACGACUCAGCCUUCCACCCUGACACUGGGGAGAAAGUCGUUCUCAUUGGCCGGAUGUCCGCCCAAGUGCCUAUGAACAUGAUUAUCAGUGGCUGCAUGCUCACCUUCCACAAGAACAUCGCAGCUGUGGUCUUCUGGCAGUGGGUGAACCAGUCCUUCAAUGCUGUUGUCAACUACUCCAAUAGAAGUGGGGAUACGAUGGUUACUGAGAAGCAGCUGGCAACUGCUUACUUGAGCGCUACCACUGGGGCUGUGGUCACUGCUGUGGGACUCAAAUCCCUCACCAAACAUCUCCCCAGCCUGGUCAGCCGCUUCAUCCCAUUCACAGCCGUGGCUGCUGCCAACUGCAUCAACAUCCCGCUGAUGAGGCAGAGGGAGAUGGUGGUGGGGAUUCCUGUGACUGAUGAAGCGGGCUACAAAUUAGGCUAUUCCUCAAAGGCGGCUCAGCUGGGCAUCUUCCAGGUGGUGGCGUCCCGGAUCGGCAUGCUCAUACCCCCUCUGACCAUAAUCCCUCUACUUAUGAAUGUUUUGGAGAAAAAAGACUUCCUGAAGCGCCGGCCCUGGCUCUUGGGCCCCCUGCAGGUGGGGCUGGUUGGCUUUUGUCUGUUGUUCUCCACUCCCCUGUGCUGUGCGCUUUUCCCCCAGAAGAGUUCCAUUUCAGUGAACCGCCUGGAGCCGGAGCUCAGAGAUAAGAUCAAGAAGCAGAGCCCAGACAUGGAGGUGGUUUACUUCAAUAAGGGACUCUGAAGGGAGUUCAGUCCACCCCAGUAUUCUCCUGUCCCACUCCACCCUGCCAUUGGUGCUGUAGCAUUUCAGCUGGAGUACCUCUUCUGACCCUCCUGUUGUUCCCUCAUGGCCUCUGCUCUCCACUCCCUCUGACAUCCCCCAGGGCCCAACUCUGGGCUUACUCCCUGCUCCCACCAACUCCUAACGUUCCAGGCCAACACACUGUCCUUCAAGGUGGGGGUGGAACGGUAACUGAGGGACCCCUCCCUCAGUAGUCAGCGCGAACCUUUAGGAUCUUGUCCCAUACUGGAUGGUGUGUGUGGAUGUGGGGGUGGGGUGUAGGUAUGGGAGUAGUGGCCUUAUGGGCCAGAAGCCAUUGACUCAGGUCCAGUAUCCCUGGGGUUUCUCUAAACUCAAGACUGGGAGGAAAGCAGAGGGAGAGGUCCCAUGGGACCAUCCCACCUCCUCCUUCCCCAUUAAAACAAAGUGUGUACAAGUGUUUGUGUUUCUCUGAUUGGCUGGAGAGAGUUUUUCUUCAGAAUGAGCAGAGCAGGAAGUCCAAGAAGCUGUGGAAGCUCAGAAGCACUUGGUGAUCCCAAGGCCUGGGAUCUUCAGCCUAAAAACUCACCCAAUCCUUUGCAGGGUCCAGGAGGGAGGGGUUCCUACUGGCUCCCACCCAUUACCUGUCCUGGGGAAAAUAGAGGUCAGGGGGUCAGCUGUGAAUGGGUAUCCAGAGUUGUUUGUGUGUCUCAUUGUGAUUAUAACACCAGUUUGUGGUAAGGACAUGGCUGGAUAGUAAUGUCUUUGGGGGUCCAAUUGUAUACAUCUGACACGUCUGAUUCUCUUGGCAUCAGAGCCAACAUAAGCUCCGGGUCCUGGGAAUUCGACUCAUGAACAGGCAUUUUCUGUUUUUUCAAUUUUGGAUUUCAAAUUAAUUAAAAAGCCUCUUCCAACCUGUAAUUUAAUACCUUCUCCAACCUCAGCCUAGACUUGGCCUCAGUGGUGGGAAAUGAAUGGUAGAGGCUGUGUGUGUGCACGUGCUUGAACUUUCCAUUAUUAAUAUCGUAUAACACAAGACACUUAAUUCUCACAGUUGGGCUGGGUAUGGUAGGAGAGAGGAAGCUCAGAUUCCCCUUCUCACCCAGCAUUCUGUUCUUCUGCCUCCUUUUCUCUUUCUCCUAACUGCUACCAGCAAUGAUUCCCAUGUUGCCAGUGUUUGUACCCAAAUAAACUUGAUAUGUUUCAGUC
Molecule: messenger RNA, 2283 nt
Organism: Antechinus flavipes (yellow-footed antechinus)
Lineage: Eukaryota; Metazoa; Chordata; Mammalia; Dasyuromorphia; Dasyuridae
Gene: SFXN3
Product: sideroflexin 3
Exons: 11
Coding region: 64-1056 (330 amino acids)
Biological process (GO): monoatomic ion transport; serine import into mitochondrion
Cellular component (GO): mitochondrial inner membrane
Molecular function (GO): monoatomic ion transmembrane transporter activity
Source: RefSeq, a predicted model, not a curated record